Molecule: messenger RNA, 2083 nt
Organism: Macroventuria anomochaeta
Lineage: Eukaryota; Fungi; Ascomycota; Dothideomycetes; Pleosporales; Didymellaceae
Exons: 2
Coding region: 262-1929 (555 amino acids)
Biological process (GO): poly(A)+ mRNA export from nucleus; post-transcriptional tethering of RNA polymerase II gene DNA at nuclear periphery; transcription elongation by RNA polymerase II
Cellular component (GO): transcription export complex 2
Molecular function (GO): double-stranded DNA binding; RNA binding
Source: RefSeq, a predicted model, not a curated record
ACGUUGCUGGGGAGCGACCUUCCGAAACAUGAGAAACUACCAAGUUUUCUGCAGGUACCUGGCGGCUGUGAUGAAAGAAUUCGCGGAGGAGCCUGCGAAGUGCGAGGUAAAAGAUGAGAGGAGACUCACUCGACAGCCUUGCAAUCAAAGAUCGGCAGUAGGGAUGAGCUCUCCGGGCUAGGCUAAGCGAGAGCGCUAAGAUCCGCGUUCCAAGUGCGAAGUACCGUGACCUAGCUUGAACCUCAGCAGCGACGCACAGCUAUGUUCUCUUCUCAGAACAACAACGGUGUAGAAUCACAACUUUGCACAGCAGUCAACAAUGCGAUAAGGGCGCGCAACGCCGCGGAGCUCGCAUCAAUCGUCCUUCUAGAGCCACCUUUCCCACCUAUCUACCAGGAGCUUGUUCAAUUGUUGCAAAGUAACUACCCACAAAGUGCGAACAACUCUGAAAGCCGACUUGACCAGCUGGUGCGAAGAGUCGUCACAGAGACAGCUGAAUAUGAAGACGAGCAGGGCAAACCGGUCCAGGGCUGGAAUGCCAUGGUCACCUUCCUCGUGGGGUGGAUGACCUUCUUGAGAGAUAUGGAUCUGUCAAAUCUACUGCAUACCUAUCAAGGGCUCAAAGAUCUUCAAGAACAGGCAAAUAGCGCGUUGACACACCCGAUCAAAGGCGUUUUGAUCUUACCGACAAUCGUCAACUAUGCCAGGGUCUUCGCUCGAGUUGCGCUAGGCUUAGACAAGCACCCAGAACUCAUCCAGCAUCUACUUACCUCGAAUGAUGAGGGCUCUCGAGAAUCCUUGUCUGAGAAGGCAGCCAACGUUGUUCGAGUCGCAUUCACUCAAUGUUUGAAUGAUCGAGUGGGUACUCAGGACAAGAAGCUCGGUAUCUACAAGAUGGCGAACAUCUGCCUGAAGAUCCUUUUCCAGGCUGACAAGCCUGAAAGUUGCGAGACGAUUUUCCGGAAUAUCACCAAUUCGUCACCGCCACUGCAUGUGUAUCCGAAGCCGGAGCAGGUCACGUACCUUUACUACCUUGGGCGCUACCAUUUCGCCAACACAAACUUCUACGCGGCGCAGCUGGUCCUGGAUCACGCAUACGACCUUUGUUCGAAAUCACCUCAGUUCAUCAAGCAACGACGCCUCAUACUCAUCUAUCUUAUCGCUUCCAAUUUGAUCAUUGGUCGCCUCCCGACGCAACACGUCUAUACACUGCCCGAGGCUCAGGGGCUGAAGGAUAUCUUUGAUCCGAUCGCGAAAGCUAUCAAAGCCGGCAAUCUUGAGCAAUUCCGUCGAAUCACUAAUCCAGAUCUUUCAGGCAAGAAUGCAGGCUGGCUCAUGAAGUUCCGAAUCUUCUACCAGAUUGGCAACUAUUGCGAAGUCUUGGUUUGGCGAUCACUGUUCAGGGCAAUAUACAGAAAGACAGGGCAAGAAGGUGAAUCGAAUACUGGCAAAGCCGCUGUCCUCGACCUCAAUACUGUUCAGGCGACUUUUGCGUAUCUCGAGGCACGGGCGAAGAUCAAGAACCCAGAGCAUGCAUGGCAGGGUGCCAUACCUGGACACCGCAAUUUCGGUCAUCUAUUCCAGGACCACGCGUCGGUGUCGAAGUCAUCAUACGUUGAUCCUGACUUCGCUGGUGUCGAGGGUAUUGAGCCAUACAACCAUGAGGUUGACGUGGCUGAGGCCGAGUGCAUAUGCGCUACUCUCAUAACACAAGGCUUUGUGGCCGGUUACAUCGAUCAUGCAACAGGGAGGCUGGCUAUCUCAGGUGCGAGAAGGCCCGGUGGUGCGGCACAGAACGGCUUUCCGGCAGCAUUUCAGGUGAUAAAGAGCAAGAACAGCGACAACGUACUCGGGUGGAAGGAGGAUGCUGGAGGCAGUAUGCAAGGGCAAGUCAUUCGUAUGAGUGGGGCCAAAGCGGCUGGAGAAUAAGAAGACCGAUAAUAUACCCCUGUGGGAUACCACCAAGUUAACAAAUAAUGCCUCGAAGGUCCUUCCUGGGUUGUUACAAUCUAUUACCAGUCUUGUCCACCCGUUCAUAGCCACCACAAGUUGCGCCUUUCAUUAAGCUGCCACGUUCAACAUA